This is a messenger RNA of Aspergillus steynii IBT 23096, 1836 nucleotides long. RefSeq names its product TVP38/TMEM64 family protein. Gene Ontology annotation, biological process: mitotic spindle elongation; vesicle-mediated transport. The coding region runs from base 434 to 1684 and encodes 416 amino acids. The transcript has 3 exons. The record is from RefSeq and is a predicted model, not a curated record. NCBI's taxonomy places the organism in Eukaryota, Fungi, Ascomycota, Eurotiomycetes, Eurotiales, Aspergillaceae. Gene Ontology annotation, cellular component: Golgi membrane.
CCCUGAAUAAGCUGAUUAUCCUUCCUAAGUUCUCUUUUUCUAAAAAUGUCCGCCUAGCCGUUUUGACGCCUCCGCUCCUUGACACAUCCCUCGUUUCAUCUCUUCACCGUCCUCAAUCGCCGACUGCCCUUUCAGUUAACUCCGCCUGCGCCCAUGUUCCGAACACUCCUCCGUUGAUACUUGAUUUGCCAACCAACGAGGACAACUCACCCGGGAGAUUAAGCCUAUGGAAUGAGUCCGGGGCAUUACACACUUGAAAAGCAUCUGUUCGGCACAUCCUGAAUUGCCGAGUAUUUGCGCCCGUCGGUAAUUUGCCUGCGCAAUCCUCUCUCUCCACUCCACUCCGCCGAUCUUUGCUCUAGACCGUGCAAUAUCCUCCCCGGACAGAGAAUUUUUAGAUUGAAAUAGACGGUAUUUCUGUUCCUCGGUCAGAAUGCCGGCCGAUUAUACAUCUACGGCUCGUGCUUUAUCGGUUUCGGCCUCUCCGCCAGCGCCUCUUUCACCGUCUGCCGACGACUCCUAUCCGCCAUGGAGCCGUCCGGGUGGGCGGAAUCCCGCCCAUUUGCCAAACAGUAGAGGGCCAACCUCGUUGAAGGAUCAACUGGUGAAUCGGGCAACGGAAACGUCGCGGCGUCUGAUGGCGACAUGGCAGCGGAUGAACUUUUGGCAGAAGGUGGGAGCCGUGCUAGCUGCGGUGCUUGCCAAUGCCUUGGGAAUUGGGUUCCUGAUAUUUACGGGCAAGAUCUUUGUUUGGUUGCAACCAGUGGCUGCCAAGUGGGAACACUCGGCGCUGGCAUUCUUUGUCCUUUGGAUAUGCGUGUUCUUCGUGGCUCUGCCGCCGUUGGUCGGGUGGUCGACGUUUGGAACCAUUUCGGGGUACAUAUUCGGCGUAUGGAAGGGAUGGGCACUUUACGCAUCGGCGACGGUGCUGGGUUCGACCUUCUCCUUCAUUGUCUCGCGAACCAUCCUCUCCCGAUUCGUUUCUCGUUUGAUGGAACGCGAUAAAAGAUUUGCCGCUCUUGCUCUGACGCUGAAGUACGACGGCCUAAAGCUGCUAUGUAUGAUCCGUCUCUGCCCUCUGCCGUACUCGGUAUGUAACGGGGCUGUAUCGACCUUCCCCACGGUUCAGCCAUUGAUGUAUGGACUUGCGACGGCAAUUGUCUCCCCCAAACUGCUGGUGCCAGCCUUCAUUGGCAGCCGACUACGGAUUCUGGCGGAGGAAGGCGAGGAGAUGAGCGCCGGUUCCAAAGCGGUGAACAUCUGCAGCAUCCUCAUCUCGAUCGCCAUUGGAAUCUUCACCGGUUGGUAUAUAUAUAGAAGAACCCUGGCGCGGGCCAAAGAAUUAGAAGCCCAGGAGAGAGCCGGCAUCCGUCGUUCUCUUCAAAUCGAUCACGCAGCCCAUCGUCCCCAUCAUGCCUUCUCCGAAGACCCGGACACUAACACGGCCGCCACCACGCUUGCGCGGGACGAGGAGGAACGGCUCGGGUUCCACGACUUUGACGACGACAACGUGGAUUUGGUCAUCGAUGACGAGAGCGGGAGCGACGGCUCUCCACACCUUCACACGCGAUCGCGGGAUUCAUAUCACGACGAGUUUACCGACAGUAAUUCGGACGUCUUCCGGGAUGGCGAUGGCACGGAGGGAGAGACGUACAGUCUACAUACCCAUGUGCGCAAGCCUUGAACCAGCUGCCUCUCUGUAUUGGGUUGAAAGACCACCACUGUCAUGAGCGAUGUUACUAUACGGGUUAACGGGACUGUGCAUAUCAUAUAAUAUAAUAGAGGCGCAUGGGACGGUUGAACGAGGAGGUCCGUGGCCUGACAUGGCCAAUCCCU